This is a messenger RNA of Stomoxys calcitrans (stable fly), 660 nucleotides long. Its product is annotated as lectin subunit alpha-like. NCBI's taxonomy places the organism in Eukaryota, Metazoa, Arthropoda, Insecta, Diptera, Muscidae. Bases 45 to 629 code for a protein of 194 amino acids. Gene Ontology annotation, biological process: biological process involved in interspecies interaction between organisms. Gene Ontology annotation, molecular function: carbohydrate binding. Gene Ontology annotation, cellular component: external side of plasma membrane. The transcript is spliced from 3 exons. The record is from RefSeq and is a predicted model, not a curated record.
UUUCAAAUAUCAAGUGGCCAGUCUAAAUUGCAGCUUUUUAAUCGAUGGACAUGACGUCUCUUUUUAAGUUAGAAAUUGUUUUAUUGAGCGGCUUUCUGUGUGGCUUGGCAGCGGCUGAGCCGAAAUGGUACACCACCUCUGAUGGAAGACGAUUUUUGAUUGAUAAAGAGGAAAAGUACAAUUGGUUUCAAGCUUCGCACGAAUGUGGGCGGCGUAACCUGCAGUUGCUGGAGAUAGACUCGAAUGAAAAGAAUGUAUUACUUAUGGAGGAUGUGCUGGAGAAAGCAGACAUUGGAGACGCUUACCUUUGGAUUGGCGCGAUUGAUGAAUUCAGUAGUAGUAGUAAUAGAGAUUUUUAUUGGACAUCUUCUGGAAGAAAAAUGAAUUUUACACAUUGGAUGGACGGGGAACCAUCCACGUCGGAUGAACACUGCGUGAUAAUGCAUGGAACUUGUCACAAUUUUCUAUGGGAUGAUCGUGGUUGUACUAGUAAUUGGGGUUUUAUUUGCGAAGAACGUUAUUUGGAUGUCGGCUGCAAAAAAGACUGCAAAGAAGAGAAAAACGAAGCUAUUAAGAAAUAUUCAGAAUUGUUCAUAUCUUUACUUGACGAUUGUUCUGAAUUUGAAUAACGGCGAAAAAUAAACUGCUGAAUGAACUUAA